AUGUAUGCCAUUACUACUAGAAGUGGGAAGAUCCUUGAGAGUGAUUUAAAUGUUGAGAAGAGUUUCGAUAUGAGGAUAGGACUUGAGGUUGAGGAUGAUUCAUCAAGAGAGAGUGAGGUUCUAGAGGGAAGUGCCGGAAAGAAUGAGAGGGAUGUAGUAAAGAGCUUGCAUGUUUCUAUACCCUUUGUGGAUGCUAUGAAAGAGAUGCCACACUACACUAAAUUCCUAAAAGACCUCCUGAAUGGAAGGAGAGAAGUCGAAACCGUUAGCCUAACCGCAAAUUGUAGUGAUAUUCUCUCUAGUAAGCUACCAACCAAAUUGCAAGAUCGCGAUAGUUUUUCCAUCCCUUUUUCUAUCAAUGAGGUUCAAUUGGGGAAGGCUUUGUGUGAUCUAGGUGCUAGUGUGAGUUUAAUGCCCUUCUUGGUCUACCAAAAGCUUAAUGUGGGAAGUCUUUCACCUAUAAACAUCACCCUCCAACUUGCGGAUAGGUCCACAAAAUUUCCUAUAGGGAAAGUAGAGGACAUACCCCUUAGAGUUGGUAAGUUCACUUUUCCGGUGGACUUUUAUGUUCUUGAGAUGGAUGAAGAUGAAAGAAUUCCUAUAAUCUUGGUUAGGCCAUUCAUAGAUACUUCUAAGCAAUUAUUGAUGUCAAAGAAGGUAAUGAGACAACCUUCCUCUAGUAAUGAAUGCUUUAGUAUAGAUACAAUUGAAAACUUGAUGAAUGAGUUUAGAUACCCUCAUAUGCAUGCUUCUAAUGAUCUACUUGAGAAUGUUUUGUUGAAUGAGAAUGAGGUAGGUGAUCAAAAGGAGAUACAAUUAUAUGAGGAAAUUCUUUAUGAGAAAGAGGAGACAACCCCCGACCAAGAGAUGCUCCAAACAUAUGAAGUCUUCCAAGUAGAAGAGGAGGAAAUCUCCAAUGGUAUGGGAGCUCCGAAGGUAGAAUUGAAACCUCUACCUUUGGGCUUGAGGUAUGUCUUUUUGGAUGCUAAUGAUACUUUUCCAGUCAUUGUCAAUGCUAACUUCACGGAAGAGCAAACCUCCUCAUUGCUUAAUGUUUUGAAAAAGCAUAGGAAGGAUUCGGGUUAUACUCUUGAUGAUCUCAAGGGUAUAUGCCCCUCCCUAUGCAUGCAUAAAAUCGAUUUAGAGGAGGGUGCUAGGUCGUGUAGGCAACGGCAAACGAAACUUAAUCCUCCCAUGCAAGAGGUCGUGAGGAAGGAAGUUUCCAAGCUACUUGAAGCGGGGAUCAUCUAUCCAAUCGCUCAUAGUGAUUGGGUGUCCCCGGUUCAAGUAGUGCCGAAAAAGGGAGGUAUGACGGUAAUGGUCAAUGAUAAGCAAUAA
Messenger RNA from Chenopodium quinoa (quinoa), 1338 nucleotides. RefSeq lists its product as uncharacterized. The coding region runs from base 1 to 1338 and encodes 445 amino acids. The transcript is spliced from 3 exons. NCBI's taxonomy places the organism in Eukaryota, Viridiplantae, Streptophyta, Magnoliopsida, Caryophyllales, Amaranthaceae. The record is from RefSeq and is a predicted model, not a curated record.